GCUCCCAGUGGAGGUUUUGUUCUCCUCCAAUCCAUAGCUAGGAGGAUUCGAGAUGGUUUACCCUAUAAUGGCGCCAAGCUUGUUGAAGGUUGGAUUGCACAUUCUCCUCCCCUUCAUCCUCUUUUCCUUCCAUGUCGACCAUGCAAUGAGGACCAACUACUAUAUUAACAGCCGCUGCAGCGCCACUGCGAAUUACACCGAUAGAAGCGCGUUUGAAGUAAAUAUGAGCAGCAUCUUCUCCACGUUGACAAACGAUGCUCUUCCUACUGGUUUUUCCAAUGCCACAGUGGGCGAAGGAUCAGAUACAGUCUAUGGCCUGGUUCAGUGCAGGGGCGAUGUCGAUGAGCAGGACUGCAAAGUGUGCAUCUACAAUUCCACCGUACAAGUCGUUAAAUACUGCCCCAACACAAUGGAUGCCAUCAUAUGGUAUGCAAACUGCCAGCUGCGCUACUCCAACACCAAUUUCUUUGGUCGGCUAAACAUGGCUGAUUCUGGCGACUGGUAUUGGAUCAAUGAUAAAGUGACGGACAUUAAAGGGUUCAAUGAGAAGUUGGGCCAACUGCUGAAGAAUCUAACUUCUCUAGCAACAACAACAACAACAGAGCCAGCUUCAAAGUAAAUG
This is a messenger RNA of Nymphaea colorata (pocket water lily), 622 nucleotides long. RefSeq names its product cysteine-rich repeat secretory protein 38-like. The transcript has a single exon. The record is from RefSeq and is a predicted model, not a curated record. The coding region runs from base 53 to 619 and encodes 188 amino acids. Lineage: Eukaryota; Viridiplantae; Streptophyta; Magnoliopsida; Nymphaeales; Nymphaeaceae.